Hemicordylus capensis (graceful crag lizard) is the source of this 2848-nucleotide messenger RNA. RefSeq names its product leucine rich repeat containing 8 VRAC subunit C (gene LRRC8C). Lineage: Eukaryota; Metazoa; Chordata; Lepidosauria; Squamata; Cordylidae. Gene Ontology annotation, molecular function: protein binding. The transcript is spliced from 3 exons. The record is from RefSeq and is a predicted model, not a curated record. Bases 226 to 2634 code for a protein of 802 amino acids.
AGUAGCGGCAGAGUCGCCGCCGCCGCCAGUGGGAGGAGAGAGGCAGCCGGAGUAGGAGGGCGCAGGGGACGGCGGCCUCGGCACUCUUGGCGCGGAGCAUCAGCCGCCGCCACCCCGCCGAGCUCUGCCAUGGAGGAGGAAGCCAGCGCCAGCCCCUUCUUCGCGACCCGCCGCAGCAGCCUCCCGUGAUCCCUCCGCCACUCAGCAAUCUCCCCACUGAGAACAAUGAUUCCUAUCACGGAAUUCCGCCAGUUCUCAGAGCAGCAGCCAGCCUUCCGGGUGCUGAAGCCAUGGUGGGAUGUAUUUACAGACUAUCUGUCCGUUGCGAUGCUGAUGAUUGGUGUGUUUGGUUGCACGUUACAGGUUAUGCAGGAUAAGAUCAUAUGCCUUCCAAAAAGAGUCCAGCCUUCACAAAACUACUCACACUCCCCUGAUGUGUCAAAUGUAGUCUCCAAUGCAACUCCAUUUCUUCCGCCCAAGCCAUCUAGUCCUCCUGCCACUGUUGAAAUGAAGGGCCUAAAGACAGACUUGGACCUCCAGCAGUACAGCUUCAUCAAUCAAAUGUGCUAUGAGCGGGCCCUGCAUUGGUAUGCAAAAUACUUCCCUUACCUUGUCCUUAUACACACUCUGAUCUUCAUGCUGUGUAGCAACUUCUGGUUCAAAUUCCCUGGGUCAAGUUCAAAGAUUGAACAUUUUAUUUCCAUUUUGGGGAAGUGCUUUGACUCCCCUUGGACAACAAGGGCUUUGUCGGAGGUAUCUGGAGAAGACUCUGAAGAGAAGGACAACAGGAAGAACACCACCAAUAGGUCAAACACCAUCCAGCCCAGCCCAGAAGGAACUUUGGUCAAGACUCAGUCUUUGAGAUCCAUACCUGAAAAGUUAAUUGUGGAUAAGGGGACACCAGGAGCACUGGAUAAAAAAGAAGGAGAACAAGCCAAAGCAUUGUUUGAGAAAGUGAAGAAGUUCCGGUUGCACGUUGAAGAGAGUGAUCUUCUUUAUGCCAUGUACGUUCGCCAAACAGUGCUGAAAGUGAUUAAAUUUCUUAUCAUUAUUGCCUAUAACAGUGCACUUGUUUCAAAAGUUCAGUUUACAGUAGAUUGCAAUGUUGAUAUACAAGACAUGACGGGAUACAAGAACUUUUCCUGCAAUCACACCAUGGCACAUCUGUUCUCUAAACUUUCUUUCUGCUAUUUAUGCUUUGUAAGUAUCUAUGGACUCACAUGUCUGUACACUUUGUAUUGGUUGUUUCAUCGCUCUCUAAAAGAGUACUCUUUUGAGUAUGUCCGGCAAGAGACUGGAAUUGAUGACAUCCCAGAUGUCAAAAAUGACUUUGCUUUUAUGCUCCACAUGAUAGACCAGUACGACCCACUUUAUUCCAAAAGGUUUGCUGUGUUUCUCUCAGAGGUCAGUGAAAACAAACUGAAGCAGCUUAAUCUAAACAAUGAGUGGACUGCCGAUAAAUUGAGGCAAAGACUGCAGACAAAUGCUCAUAACCGUCUGGAGCUGCAGCUGUUUAUGCUGUCUGGACUUCCUGACACAGUAUUUGAGAUUACGGAACUUCAAUCAUUGAAACUUGAAAUCAUUCACAAUGUCAUGAUCCCAGCCACCAUUGCACAACUUGACAAUCUCCAGGAGCUCUCAUUGUACCAAUGUUCAGCAAAAAUACACAUUGCGGCCUUGGUGUUUCUGAAAGAACAUCUGAAAGUCUUGAAUGUCAAAUUUGAUGACUUCAGAGAGCUGCCACAUUGGAUGUAUGGACUCAGAAAUUUGGAAGAGCUGACCUUAAUUGGUUCUUUGAGCCAUGACAUUUCCAAAAACAUCACCUUGGAGUCUUUUCGAGAACUUAAGAACCUUAAAGUCUUGUACAUUAAAAGCAAUCUAUCCAAGGUCCCACAGUCUGUGGUCGAUGUUUCAAGUCACCUUCAGAAAAUGUGUAUUCAUAAUGAUGGCACUAAACUGGUGAUGCUUAACAAUCUCAAGAAAAUGGUCAACUUGACAGAGCUGGAGCUGGUGCAUUGUGACUUGGAGCGCAUUCCCCAUGCCGUUUUCAGCCUUGUUAGCCUCCAGGAAUUAGACUUAAAGGAAAACAAUCUCAAAUCGAUAGAGGAAAUUGUUAGCUUUCAGCACCUUAGAAAACUUACAAUCCUAAAGCUAUGGCACAACAGUAUAACCUAUAUCCCUGAGCACAUCAAGAAGCUUACCAGUCUGGAACGGCUUUCUUUUAGUCACAACAAGAUAGAGGUGCUCCCGUCCCACCUCUUCCUUUGCAACAAAAUCAGAUACUUAGACUUGUCUUACAAUGACAUCCGAUUCAUUCCCCCUGAAAUUGGAGUGCUCCAAAGUUUACAGUAUUUUUCAAUCACGUGCAACAAAGUGGAGAGUGUGCCAGAUGAGCUAUACUUUUGCAAAAAGCUCAAGACAUUGAAGAUUGGGAAGAACAACUUGUCCGUUCUCUCCCCUAAAAUUGGGAAUCUGGUACUGUUAUCCUACUUGGAUAUUAAAGGAAACCACCUGGAAUUUCUCCCACCAGAGCUUGGCGAGUGUGGAGCUCUAAAAAAGGUCGGCCUGGUGGUUGAGGACGCCUUGUUUGAGACUCUGCCUUUGGAUGUCAGGGAGCAAAUGAAGGCAGAAUAACUUCUGUUUCCUUAGUUACUUUAAAGAAACAUGCCUCUACCGAAUGCCUUGUGCAUAACUAGCUAGCCUGAAUAUGCCUUUCAAGUAUGUUAUUUUUAGUCUUUUUGACACACAGUUUUCUGUAUGGAUACGUUUGUAUAUACCUAUGUUUAUAGAUUUUUUACACGCUUCUUUCCCCCAGUGUUGUAAUUUUAAAUUUUUUCAUUUCCCCUGA